This is a messenger RNA of Ornithorhynchus anatinus (platypus), 6585 nucleotides long. RefSeq names its product PDZ domain containing 8 (gene PDZD8). NCBI's taxonomy places the organism in Eukaryota, Metazoa, Chordata, Mammalia, Monotremata, Ornithorhynchidae. Gene Ontology annotation, biological process: mitochondrial calcium ion homeostasis. Gene Ontology annotation, cellular component: mitochondria-associated endoplasmic reticulum membrane contact site. Gene Ontology annotation, molecular function: protein binding; lipid binding. Bases 150 to 3734 code for a protein of 1194 amino acids. The transcript has 5 exons. The record is from RefSeq and is a predicted model, not a curated record.
UGGUGGCGGGGUGGCGGCCGACGGGCGGCCGGUGACGGGGGGAGGACGGCGCCGCCUCUUGCUCUUGCUCCUGCUCCUCCUCCGCCCGCGCGAGAUGGGGGCGGCGGCCUGACGGGCGGGGGCGGCGGGCACCGGGGCGGAGGACGGCGAUGGGGCUGCUCCUGCUCAUCGUGGCGUCGGCCGUGGCCGGCUCCUUCCUCACGCUGCUCGCCCAGUUCCUCGUGCUCUACCGGAGGAAGCCGGAGCCGCCGGCGGGGGAGGCGGCGGCGGGCGGGGGCGUCCGCUACAGCCCGCCGGGCCCGGGCCUCCUCCUGCGGGACUACCUCUAUGGCGGCGGCGGCGGAGGCGGCGGCGGCGGGGGCGAGGAGGCCGCCGAGGCCCCCGAGGGCGGCGCUCCCGGCCCGGCCGACGCCGCCGACGCCCCCGGCCCGGAGACCUGCUAUUUCCUCAACGCCGUGUUCCUCUUUCUCUUCCGCGAGCUGCGGGACACGGCCCUGGUCCGCCACUGGGUGACCAAGAAGAUCAAGGUGGAGCUGGAGGAGCUGCUGCAGACCAAGACGGCGGGCCGGCUGCUGGAGGGGCUCAGCCUCCGCGACGUGUCCCUGGGGGACGCCCUGCCCCUCCUCCGCACCGUCCGCCUGCUGCGGCCCGUCGUGGCGGCCGCGCCCGACGGCGACGACGAGGGGGACGAGCCGGGCUGGCCGCCGCCGCCGCCGGGCUGGCCUCCGGGCUCGCCGCCCCCCCCGCCCGCCGCCCCGCCGCCGGAGGAGCUGAGCUUCGAGGUGCAGCUGGACUACACCGGCGGCUUCCACCUGGCCAUCGACGUGGACCUGGUCUUCGGCAAGUCCGCCUACCUGUUCGUCAAGCUGUCCCGGGUGGCCGGCAAGCUGCGCCUCGUCUUCACCCGCCUGCCCUUCACCCACUGGUCCUUCAGCUUCGUGGAGGACCCGCUCAUCGACUUCGAGGUGCGCUCGCAGUUCGAGGGCCGCCCCAUGCCCCAGCUCACCUCCAUCAUCGUCAACCAGCUCAAGAAGGUCAUCAAGCGCAAGCACACUCUGCCCAACUACAAGAUCAGGUACAAGCCAUUUUUUCCAUUUCAAGUCUUGCCGGGACCCGGGGAGGUAGAAGACAGAGACCUCCACGUACAAGAAUGGGCACUGACAGAAGGACGGCUUAAGGUUACAUUAUUAGAGUGCAGCAGGUUACUGAUAUUUGGAUCCUAUGAAAGAGAGACAAAUAUUCAUUGCACACUUGAGUUGAGCAGGGGUGUUUGGGAAGAAAAAUCAAGGAGCUCUAUUAAGACGGCUGAAUUGAUUAAAGGGAACUUACAAAGUGUUGGACUCACACUUCGUCUGGUCCAGUCAAUUGAAGGAUAUGCAGGGCACGUUACGAUCGAAACAGUGGCCCCAAAUUCACCUGCCGCAAAUGCGGACCUCCAGCGGGGAGACAGACUCAUAGCCAUUGGAGGAGUUAAAAUCACGUCAACGGUGCAAGUCUUAAAACUCAUCAAGCAGGCCGGCGACAGAGUGUUGGUGUAUUAUGAAAGACCAGCUGGGCAAAGUCAACAUGGUGCAAUGCUUCAGGACAGCUUUGGACAGUUAGAAGACUCUCCUUUUCUCCCCCAACCGUGCCCACCAAAUUUUGAAGAAGAAACAGCGGGAGUUGCCACAGAUGGUGAUAACAGGGACCUGGAUUCCGAAUUUGAAGACUUGGCCUGCGAUGCCAAGACACCCAGUGAGCCCAGAGAAGAAGUCGGGUCAGUGAUAAAUCCCAGUCCCAAACGCACUGUAUCAACAUUUGCUGCUAAGCCCCUUGGAACCAUAUCUCCAAUUUUAAAUCGCAAAUUAAAUUUAGGAAGUCACCCAGCGGUCGCAAAGACCCAACCGAAAGACGGAAAUAAACCCUUAGCACCCAAAGUUUCUGAAUAUCAAGACACGGCCCAACAGUCAAUAAAACCACCUGCAGGAUCCACUGUUAAACCCCCCGUGCCACCAAGACCACAGGUUAAAUUUACGAUUGCAUCUUCCGAUCCCCAGAGUCAGACAGAGGCAGGAGACUUACCCGUUGAAAAACCAGAGAGGCCUUCUCCUUCUCCUCCUCUCCUUCCUCCUCCUCCUCCGCCGCCGCCGCCGCCUCCUUCUCCUCCUAAUGGGGAUAAGCCUGCAGAAAGAUUAGUAAAAGGCCCAGAUCAAGCGGAAGAUGCAGCCAUGGCAAAACAACCGGCAACAAAGCCAGAACUGGUAAAAGACUUGAUCUCCGAAAGUUCAGCUAGUACUAAGGACAGUUCAGAUGAUCAUCGGACGUGGGAAUCAUCCGAAGUUCCUUAUCGCAAUAAGCUAGGUAAAUGGACAAGAUCCAGGGCGACUUGCGUAUUUGACGUAGAAGGCUCUCAUAGGUACCUCAACGUUGCACUGUGGUGCCGAGAUCCUUUCAAGAUGGGGGGCCUCAUCUGCUUGGGACACGUGAGCAUAAAACUUGAAGAGAUCGCCUUAGAGUGCUUGGCUACGUCCAACAUGGAAUACCUUACGAAAUUCAGAUUGGAUGCCCCGGUGCCGAAAGCUAUAGUCAGUAGAACUGCCCUGCGAAAUUUGAGCACUCACAAAGGAUUCAAUGAAAAAUUCUGCUACGGUGACAUCACUCUGAAUUUCAAAUAUUUGAAAGAAGGAGAGUCGGAACUCUCGAGCACUCUGAUGGAGAAAGAAAGGGAAUGCAGUCUGAUAGACGAGGCUUCGGCAUUUCAUAAAGAGGAACCCUAUGCUGGCCCGAUGGCAUUUACCGAAAACAAACACAGUUUCCAGGAUACUCAGUUCCAGAACCCUACGUGGUGCGACUAUUGUAAAAAGAAAGUUUGGACUAAAGCGGCAUCCCAGUGCUUGCUCUGUGCUUACGUCUGCCAUAAAAAGUGUCAAGAAAAGUGUCUCGCAGAAACACCGUUGUGUAUGGCAGCUGAAAGGAGACUGGAGCGAAGCUUAGGAAGCUUUAGGCUGGAAGGACAGGAACCUGCCGUAGGUCCGGCCUCUCGGACCGACGGCGAAACGAAAUCGGUGAACAAAACCACAGGGUUAACGAGGCACAUCAUCAACACUAGCUCCCGUUUGUUAAACCUGCGUCCAGUCCCCAAGGCGCGCCUUGCCGAGCAAGGAACCGAUCUGGCCGAGCCCUCACCAAAGCACACUCCGAACACUUCCGACAACGAGAGCAGCGACACUGAAGUCUGUGGUUCAAAUAGCCCUUCCAAACGAGCGGGCAACACAGGAAUCAAGCUAGUAAGGAAGGAAGGCGGUCUGGAUGACAGCGUCUUCAUUGCCGUUAAAGAAAUCGGUCGCGAUCUCUACAGGGGAUUGCCUACGGAUGAGCGGUUCCAGAAGCUGGAAUUCAUGUUGGACAAACUGCAGAAUGAAAUAGACCAGGAGUUAGAACACAAUAAUUCGCUCGUUCGAGAAGAGAAGGAGACAACGGAGCCGAGGAAAAAAUCCCUCCUUUCUUCCGCGUUGGCUAAGUCAGGCGAGAGACUGCAGGCUCUGACCCUCCUCAUGAUUCACUAUAGAGCGGGCAUCGAGGAUCUCGAGUCUUUAGAAAACGCACCCGUAGAUCAGCACUCCAGGAAGACGAGUAAACACCCAGAGGACACGGGUAGGGCGGAAGACCCCGAUCAAGAAGAUGGCCAAUUGGUGGAGCCUCCGCCAUUCAGCAGUAUAUCAGAAGAACUGUUUGCCACAUCUGAAUCGGUGUAGUUGGUUAUUUACCUAGUUAGCCUUCGGAAUAAUCGAGCGGGAAUAAUCGAGAGAAACUUGUUGUCCUUUCUGAAGUAACAUUGGCGGAAUCCACCUUUAAACACUGGUAUAAUGUCCGUGGCUGGAUUCUCCGGUAUUGCCUAGUUAAGAGUAAAGGGUCGGAGGUUCUUUUCCAGCUAAAGUGGGAGCACUUGGUUAAAUCGUUUGAUUCAGGUUGCAUUAUGACUAAGCUUUUUGGGUUUUUACUGGGAACUUAUUUUUACUAAUUUAUUUUUAACAUUUUCUAAUUAUGUAAGCUAGCAUUUCACGUUGUGGUAUGUGUGUGAGGCAUCUCUUCCGCUUUCUGAAUUUCCGUUGAAUAGGUGACUGUCAGGAUUCUCUAAGUAUUUUGGUUUUCAUCAUGGUGAUAGUUUUGAAUGUGCUGCAUGCUCAGGUGGAAAAUUCAGCAAUCAUCGAGGGAACAGAAUGUGCAACUUUAGCGUGUUAACGUUGGUUUGCCCUUUAUUGAUCGUGUAUUUCUUUUUGCCAAUAAUGUAUCAUGACAGCAUUGUCUGUGGCAAGGAUUUAGUAAAGCUGUUAUUACAUACCACCCAUUGCUUGCUUUCUGUACUUCUGUAAACAGUUUUUUUGGUUGUUUUUUCAAUCGUUGCUUAAACCGAAGCACGGUAGUUUUUUUACAAAAUGCCCUGCUUCCAGCACGGGUUAUUUGAAUACUGAAUAUAAUGGGAAUGAUACUGCUCAUCGCUUUUGGUCAGGAGCUUACCAGCAAGUUUACCAAAAUGGCCCUAGAAACAAAACAAAACAAAUGAUAGCCAAUGGGAUUGCCGGUCGACUUUGCUGAAGAGUCUAACCGUUAAACAACAUUUGAAGUGUGUGAAAUGUAUAGGCUUUUAAAAAUCAUAUGCUCUCCAGAGGAAAAAAAAACGUGUUCGAGGAGACUUAAAAUUUAUAAAGACUAGUCAUGACCAUUACUGGAAUUUGUUCUUGUCUGUAAACAUUUUAUGAUACUGCACAGUAUUGUGAGAAACAGGAUGCAUCAGAUUGUGGUGCAGAGCUUCCCCUGUCAUCCUGACUCACAAAUUGCAUUCCCACCAAAGGAAUGACUGUCUGGCCAACAUCUUGUCUGUUGGUUCGGUAUGUCGGCUUCUGCUCAUAAACAUAGUGGUACAAGAGGCACGGGAAGAAUAGUCUUUGCAUCUGAUAGAUUGGCCAGAAGUUACGGAUGACGUGACUGCAUUACCGAAGGGAGAUGUUCGCGCAUUAUCUCUGUUGGCAAACUGUAAGAUGUGGCCCUGUACGGACACACAAAUAUAUAUGCAUAGUUCCUUUCCUAUUAUAGGUACUGUUAUUUAAAAAAAAGUGAUGAUAGAAAGUAGCAGUUGUGAUGUGGCAACUAAAUUCAAACUUCAACAGAUUGUUGAUAUGCAGCAUCUAUUUGCCCACUAAGACAUUACGGAAUAAAAAGCAAAACUAUGAAGGAAGAAAAAUCCUCGUACUACUCUUUGAAAAUUAACAGGCGCUUCACUCAUGCAGCUAUUUCAACGUUUUGCAGACUAUUUAGGACCCUUGAUACUUGCUUGGCUGUGUGUGAAAAGAUAUUCAAGCAGAAAAAUCAAACCGAAAAAGCAUGUUCUACAUUUAAAAGAAUUAUUGCUUCAGCAAACAUUUACAGAAAAUAAAUUUCCCUGAAAGCCGAAAACCCUGUAAAUUACUCAAAACUACCUGCUUGAUUGACUAAUUCUGCCCUGUGUAAUUUCAAAGCUCAGCUUACCAUUAGUGCAGGACUGAGUUUCCGAUAUUGGCUGUUAAUUAUCGAUCACCAUGGGAAUUUUUAAUGAUAGCCACAUAACACCAUCUAAACUCUACCAGAUAUAAGCUGCAGAAAUAAUGCAAAACUAUGGUUUUGUAAAAACCCAUUCAUGUUUUAAAAGUGUUUAACUCUGUAGUAUAACGACUAUGAAAAGCUAGAUAAAACUUAUUUAUAUAAUGCUGCUAAUAAUGUUUCUAAGAUGUACACUUAAUGUAGGUAAAUAUUUUUCUAUACGUUGGGGUGGGGGGAGAGUAAAAACAGUUGUCCUUUUAGAGAAAAGGGAAGGAAAAUCCAACUAGUUCCAGGAAUUUUGCUCCAGAGGGAGACGUGGUGAUACAGUAUAUUACAUUCCCAAUGUAAUUUUUGCCUUCAUUGCUAUCAGUAGCUAAAAGAAGAAAGACUACCAUAGAAAAUACAAGCUUCUUUAUUUUACCUAGACAGUUGGUGGGUGUUACAGAAUUGUAAAGAAUUCUGCCUGGUGUGAUUGUCAUGAAAAUGAGCAUUAAUAAAAAGUCCAGUUGCACCAAACAGUGUUUUUUUUAAAUUGCUGUCUAAUCUCUGAAGUAUUUGAGGAUUUAUGCUUAUGACUUCACUAAACUAGUGAUGAGAUCAUUUAAAAGGCAUGCUGUUCAAUUUGAAAAAUUCAGAGGGAAUAGAAAGCUUUGAGUCUCCUAUAAUAUAUGUUUAAUCUUCGGAUUUGAAACGUUCGCAAUUUAUUCACUAAUACUUCCAAAUUGUUCUUCUCUGAAGACAGUAGUAUGGCACCCUAGUCAUCUCCAUCAAAUUAAAUUGCAUGUUACAAGGGUGCUUGUGAUUUCAAGAAGAGAAAAUAUUUAAAAAUGCAGGACCUCCCGAUUUCACAUUACUGUAAGCAAGGUGCCGUGGGUAUUUGAGCCAUUUUGGAUAUUAAUGCACAAGGAAUAUCUGCAUUGCUUUUGAGGAACGGUUUUAAAUGUUUUUCAUAAACCUCAUCAUUUUCAUGAAUUCAUAAAUGUUUGGUUCCUGCCAUUGCAAUCACAAUAAAAAUCUAAUUCAAUAAGA